GCAGAAAAAUAAAUGUGUAUACAUAGCUGUGAUAUAAAAUCUGAAAAUAAAAGCAUCUCUCCCUUUCUCUCGUGAUUUACUAAUUAGUUUGUUGGAGAGACGAGAGGAACGAGCUUCUUCAUUAGCCAUUCCUCAAAUCUAGGGUUUCCAACCUCGUUCAUCUUUGCUCUCUUAUAAACUGAGGCAAUGAAGGGAGGGACAUCUUCUUUGAAUCCUUAUGCAGCAUCAUACAUUCCCCUCUCCAGAAGGGGUAUCUCUGAUGGAAACAAGGAUUUUGAAAUCACCACAAGUGCUUCCAAGAUUGGAGAUGAGGGGCUAAAACCUGCGAGCGCAACAACACAUAACCAGUACCAAAUGGCUCCUCAAAGCUGUAUACAGGAGAAGCAUAAGUCGGACGAUGAUAGUGACAUGGAUUUGACAUACCUUCAGAUGACAUUUCCUGGUGUAUCUGAUGAUUCCCUGUCCGAUGUCUAUCUAAUAAAUAAAGGUGACCUGGAUGCCACAGUUGACAUGCUGAAUCAACUCGAGCUAUAUCCAACAGACUAUUCUGAAAAUCUUCCAGACACUUUGGACAUUGGCGAUGUAGCUGAAUCUGGAUCUUCAGUCUACAAACUAAAGGAUGUGUCCAAAAGUGAAGUUGGAGGUUCUUCAACCGCUGGUACUCAGCCUCUUUCAAGCUAGUUCAGCAUGCAUACAUCAAUUCAGUAUAUGUUCUACGGCCCUCCCAUUUCUGUGGAUAACAAAUUGUGAAUUUGUAUUCAAAGUAGGUUUUACGUGCAUACACUUCUUUGUUAUGUAUGUACAGGUUGGUUGGAGCUCUGCUUGUACUUUAACUGCAUUUUGGACCUGCCAAAAAUAUACAUAAUUUUAGAUGCAAGAA
Molecule: messenger RNA, 880 nt
Organism: Daucus carota subsp. sativus
Lineage: Eukaryota; Viridiplantae; Streptophyta; Magnoliopsida; Apiales; Apiaceae
Product: polyadenylate-binding protein-interacting protein 5
Exons: 4
Coding region: 187-681 (164 amino acids)
Molecular function (GO): ubiquitin binding
Source: RefSeq, a predicted model, not a curated record